AUGUCACAAAUAAAUUCAACUCCAACAAUAUGUAUACUGGGAUGUGGAACUAUGGGUCAAGCAAUCUUAUCAGGGGUUUUAAAGUCGUUAUCAAAUGACACUACUAUUGUAGCAGCAAGUAGUAGUUCAACUAUUACAACAACUUUUAAUCCAAAUAAAUUCAUUGCUUGUGUGUCAAAUGAAGAAUCAGCUAAAAAAUUAUCGAAAUCACUUAAUAAUGAAAAUGUUUCUGUUUUAUCAGAUAAAAAUGUCAAAGGUGUAAGUGAAGCUGAUGUUAUAAUAAUGUGCACAAAACCUCAAAUUGCAAAAAAAGUUUUAACCGAAAAAGGAAUGUUUGGAGCAUUAGAAAAUAAAUUAUUGAUUAGUAUAUUAGCUGGUGUUCCAAUGAUUCAAAUAAAAGAAUGGGUUCCUACUUCUACUAGAGUCAUACGUGCUAUGCCAAACACUCCUUGCAUGACAUUAGGUAGAGUCAGAUUUCUAGAUGAAAAACAUUUAGAUGCUGUCACUGGACUUUCUGGUAGUGGUCCUGCAUUUGUUUGUGUUGUGCUUGAAGCUCUUGCUGAUGGUGGAGUUAUGAUGGGUCUUCCAAGAGAUGUGGCAGUGGAAUUGGCUGCUCAAGGAGCUGCACGUCUGGUACUUCAAACUCGUAAACAUCCAGCUGCGGUUAAGGAUGAAGUAACUACUCCUGCAGGAUGCACAAUAGCCGGACUGCUUACAAUGGAAGAUGGUAAAAUUCGCUCAACAAUAGCAAGAGCUGUUCAAGAAGCUACUGUUGUUGCUUCAUCAUUAGGAAAAGCACAAGAAAAAAAAAUCUGA
Messenger RNA from Entrophospora sp. SA101, 816 nucleotides. Lineage: Eukaryota; Fungi; Glomeromycota; Glomeromycetes; Entrophosporales; Entrophosporaceae. The record is from the annotation of a GenBank genome assembly.